Molecule: messenger RNA, 2308 nt
Organism: Salvia hispanica
Lineage: Eukaryota; Viridiplantae; Streptophyta; Magnoliopsida; Lamiales; Lamiaceae
Product: metal-nicotianamine transporter YSL3-like
Biological process (GO): response to iron ion; seed development
Cellular component (GO): plasma membrane
Molecular function (GO): iron-nicotianamine transmembrane transporter activity; oligopeptide transmembrane transporter activity
Source: RefSeq, a predicted model, not a curated record
AGUCUCCCCUCAUGCACAUAAUUAUUUAAUUUCAAAUUGUAUUUUAUCAUAAGCAUAUUUAAUUUGUCAACUUCUUUUUCUUUAAAGCAUAAGGAGUUACAACUUAAUAUGAGCAAUAGCAAAUCAUAAGUUGUAUUACUACAAAGCUACAGCAUCAUUCAUUGGCAUUCCUAAGCAAUAUUCUACUUUGAUCUACUUGAAGAAUCUCAAGAUCAGAGUGCAUUCAUAUAUAAAUUUUGAAGGUAUGAGCAACGCGGAAAGCGGAUCAGACAGGAGGAGGGAGAUAGAGGAAGAGGCGCGAGCGUUUGAGGAAGAGGAUCUCAAGAGGGUCCAGCCAUGGCAGAAGCAGAUAACUCUUCGCGGGGUGAUGGCCAGCGUCCUUAUCGGCUCCAUCUUCAGUGUUAUUGCCAUGAAACUCAACCUCACAACUGGGAUCACUCCAAACCUCAAUGUCUCAGCAGCUCUUCUUGCUUUCAUCUUCAUCAGGGGAUGGACUAAACUCAUCCACAGAUUCGGAUUCGUUUCUGCGCCUUUCACUAAGCAGGAGAACACCAUGAUACAGACAUGUAUUGUUGCAUGCUACAGCAUUUCAGUUGGAGGAGGGUUUGGAUCUUAUCUGUUGGGGAUGAACAGGAAGACAUUUGAGCUCUCUGGUGGAACCACCACAGUUGGAAACACUCCCAACAGCAUCAAGGAGCCCGGGAUAGGCUGGAUGACCGGUUUCUUGUUUUUAGUCUGUUUCAUCGGGCUUUUCGUGCUGAUUCCUCUUCGAAAAAUCUUGAUUAUUGAUUACAAGUUGACCUUCCCGAGUGGCAUGGCAACUGCAGUGCUCAUCAAUGGAUUCCAUAACAGAGGUGACAAAAUGGCCAAGAAGCAAGUGAAGGGAUUCCUCAAGUCCUUCUCUUUCAGCUUCUUGUGGGGUUUCUUUCAAUGGUUUUACACUGCAACAGUGGAGUGUGGCUUCUCCCAGUUCCCGACCUUCGGACUUCAAGCAUGGAAGCAAUCAUUUUACUUUGAUUUCAGCUUGACUUAUGUUGGGACUGGAAUGAUAUGUCCCCACAUUGUAAACAUAUCAUUGCUUCUUGGAGCUGUGCUUUCCUAUGGCAUGAUGUGGCCACUUCUACACAAGCUUAGAGGAGACUGGUUUCCUUCUGAAAUACCCGAAUCCAGUAUGAAGAGCCUAAACGGUUAUAAGGUUUUCAUCUCCAUAGCCCUCCUUUUAGGCGACGGCCUCUACAAUUUCGCGAAGAUCCUAUACAUCACAGUAAUGAACUUCACCACAAAGCUAAGCAGAAGAAAACUGGAUCCGGCCGUGGACAACGCUCUCAGCGAUCCACGAAAGGAUGAGGUUUUCAUGCGAGACACCAUUCCCCUAUGGGUAGCCGCUCUCGGCUAUGUAGUACUAGCUCUAACUUCCGUUGUCGCGAUUCCCUUCAUAAUCCCCGAGCUGAAAUGGUACUUUGUCGUGCUGGCGUACGUCUUCGCGCCAUCACUAGCCUUCUGCAACGCGUACGGAGCAGGGCUGACAGACAUAAACAUGUCCUACAACUACGGCAAAGUAGGGCUAUUCACCAUCGCCGCGCUCUCAGGGAAAGAGCACGGCGUGGUGGCAGCGCUGGCCGCGUGCGGAAUAUUCAAAUCCAUCGUGAAUGUUUCAUGCAUACUAAUGCAGGACUUCAAAACAGGGCACCUCACCCUGACCUCGCCCCGGGCAAUGCUGCUGAGCCAGGCCAUUGGGACGGGGCUCGGCUGCAUAGUUUCGCCGUUAAGCUUCUUCCUGUUCUACAAGGCCUUCGACAUAGGCAACCCGGACGGGGAGUUCAAGGCGCCGUACGCCAUCAUAUAUCGAAACCUGGCUAUAAUAGGAGUGCAGGGCUUCUCGGCCCUGCCGCAGCACUGCCUGCAGCUGUGCUACGGCUUCUUUGCGUUUGCGAUCGCGGUGAACUUGGUGACGGAUGUGUUGCCGAGGAGGGUGGGGAAGUGGAUGCCGCUGCCGACGGCGAUGGCGGUGCCGUUUUUGAUCGGAGGGUAUUUUGCUAUUGACAUGUGUGUGGGGAGUCUUGUGGUUUAUCUGUGGCAUAGGUUUAAUCCAAGGAAGGCGGACCUGAUGGUGCCGGCGGUGGCUUCGGGUUUUAUAUGUGGGGAAGGGAUUUGGUCGCUGCCUGCGUCGGUUUUGGCUCUGGCUAAAGUGACUCCACCGAUUUGCAUGAAGUUCUUGCCUGCCUAAUUAUUACACCCACUUCACAAAGCAGAUCUUGCUAACUUUUGUUUGUAAAAGUUUAUGGAAAUAAAAAAAGGAAUUGGGAUA